CCUAGGGGUUUUGUUCCGGUUCUGCGCACGGUCCGUCCCGCCUGCGCCCCGUGGAGCGCCCAGAGUCUGCGGCGCCUCGGGGUGCCGAGUUGCAGCCCGUUGGUGUCGAGAACCGGCAGCGUCCCAUCCCCAGCGGAGCCAGUCUCCGGCUGUCAUGGCCACGGUCGCGAGCUUGCGGGUCUGCGGGGCGAAGGGGCCUGGCUGGCUCCUGCGCGGCCCGUGGGCUCCGCCCGCCGCCGGCUUCUGCAGCCGGGUACCAGCCGGGGCCGGGCAGCCGGAACCCGAGGCGCGGCCCACCAGUGCGCGGCAGCGGGACGGUAUCAGGAGCAUUGUUCUGAGCAAUCCAAGGAAGAGGAAUGCGUUGUCACUUGCAAUGCUGAAAGCUCUCCAAAGUGACAUUCUCCAUGACGCUGAAAGCGAAGAUCUGAGAGUCAUUGUAAUCUCAGCUGAGGGGCCUGUGUUUUCUUCUGGGCAUGAUUUAAAGGAACUGACUGAUGAGCAAGGCCAUGAUUAUCAUGUUGAAGUGUUUCAAACCUGUUCUGAGGUCAUGAUGCAGAUUCAGAAUCACCCGGUUCCUGUCAUUGCCAUGGUGAAUGGCUUGGCCACAGCUGCUGGUUGUCAGCUGGUUGCCAGCUGUGACAUUGCUGUGGCGAGCGACAAGUCCUCUUUUGCCACUCCUGGUGUGAACAUUGGGCUCUUCUGUUCCACCCCAGGGGUUGCCUUGGGAAGAACAGUGCCUAGAAAGGUUGCCUUAGAAAUGCUUUUUACUGGGGAGCCCAUUUCUGCUCAGGAGGCCUUGUCCCAUGGGUUACUCAGCAAGGUAGUGCCGGAAGAGCAGCUGGAGGAAGAGACCAUGAGAAUAGCAAAGAAGAUUGCCUCCUUGAGCCGCCCUGUGGUGUCUUUAGGCAAAGCCACCUUCUACAAGCAGCUGUCCCAGGACCUUAGAACAGCCUACUGCCUCACCUCCCAGACCAUGGUGGACAACCUGGCCCUACAGGAUGGGCAGGAAGGAAUCAAGGCUUUCAUCCAGAAGAGAAAACCCAUCUGGUCACAUUGAGCUGAUAUUAACAGAGGAAUCAAGGGGGAGUGGGCCCAGUGGGCAGCAUUCGGAGGCCCACCCACACCCCUCACCCUCUGAUUCUCCAACCACCACAGCUGCCUCUUGAUUGUAAUAGAAGACACUCUAUUUUUAUAACAUUAAUAUUGGUUGCACCACCUGUGGUCUAUAUUAAUAGCCAUGAUUCCAUAGGUAAGUAAAGAGGGUAAAUGGAGGGGAGAGUAACGGAAUAGAGAGGAAAAUGAAGCACCAACUGAAGUAGAAGGUUAGUAAGCACCUCUGCUGGGCCAGCUAUUGUAGAAAGCCUUUUGUUUGACCUACUUCUCCUUCCCAGGACCCUAAGUGAGGAAAUGCCCUUAUAUAAGAGAAGGUGGUGCUAAACUGAGGGGUUGAAGAAGGAUGCCAACCUGAAAUGUCCUCUAGAGUUAAUUCUAGUUGCUCAAGAGAGGUGAAACAUUUCAAAUCUUCACAAGAUAUUCUCCACACUGAAAAUCUUUUUGCUUCUGUUGAGAAAUAAUCAUGCCUAUGGCUUUGGAAUAAUUUUGUGUGAUUUAAAUAGAUUAAAUAUUUAUAGAGACUGGUAAUUUUAUCUUCCCAACCAGACUUCAAGCAGUUUGAGAAAAGAAAAAAAAAACUUGAUUAGCUCUUUCUUUGUGUGCCCACACUGAUGGGCAUAUGGUAGGUGCCUUAUGUUUCUGUAAUGAAUGUUCUCGUCCUCCAAGAUCCUAUAAAACCAAGACCCUGGGCUAAACCCUAAGAUAAAAACUGGAGAGAGGUGGAAAGGGAAGCAGAACAUAUACUCCUACCCAUUAAGAAUCACCUUCUCUGAUAAGUCAGUCACAAAGGACAAAUACUGUAUGAAAUAUCUAAUAUAAGCUAAUGUAUGGAGAUCAGAGUUUAUUAGUGGUUACCAGUGGCAGGCAAGAGGGGGAAAAGAGGAGCCACUGUUUAGGAAGCAUCUGUUAAUGGUGUUGAGAAAUUUGGCAAUGGAUAUGGGUGAUGAUUACACAACAUGAUUAAUGUAAUCAAUGUUACUGAAUUAUACAUAUAAAAGGUGUUGCGUUAUCAAAUGUUGAGUUAUAUAUAUUUUUACCACACACACACACAAAUAGUAAUCACGUUCUCUGGACACAUUUCUGAACUCUAUUUGAUUUCAGGUAAAGAAUCCAAACAAGCAUCAGGCAUUCGAGUUCCCCAGCUGAGUGUGUGUUUGGAUUGUCUUUGUUGUUAGGUGCCAUGGAGUCGGUUCCAACUCACAGCGACCCUAUGUACAACAGAACAAAACACAGCCUGGUCCUGCGCCAUCCUCACAAUCGUUGUUACGCUUGAGCCCCU
Messenger RNA from Loxodonta africana (African savanna elephant), 2392 nucleotides. RefSeq names its product enoyl-CoA hydratase domain containing 3 (gene ECHDC3). Gene Ontology annotation, molecular function: hydro-lyase activity. Lineage: Eukaryota; Metazoa; Chordata; Mammalia; Proboscidea; Elephantidae. Bases 155 to 1057 code for a protein of 300 amino acids. The record is from RefSeq and is a predicted model, not a curated record. Gene Ontology annotation, cellular component: mitochondrion. The transcript has 5 exons.